Molecule: messenger RNA, 13765 nt
Organism: Saprolegnia diclina VS20
Lineage: Eukaryota; Oomycota; Saprolegniomycetes; Saprolegniales; Saprolegniaceae
Exons: 2
Coding region: 50-13705 (4551 amino acids)
Biological process (GO): microtubule-based movement
Cellular component (GO): dynein complex
Molecular function (GO): dynein light intermediate chain binding; ATP hydrolysis activity; ATP binding
Source: RefSeq, a predicted model, not a curated record
ACGUCAUUUCGCCGGCCGAACCCAAGCCCGAAGACGACGAAGACGGGGCAUGGCCGACGCGGCUCCAGGAGAGGGCGGCAACAACAAGAAGGAGGUCCAGCCGGCCAAGUUCAUCGAGGCCCGGGUCGCGACGGCCUUUGGCGGCGGCCCCAAGUUCCUCGCCAAGUACGCGACCGAGCCCAACGAGAUCUGCAUCAAGGAGUUCAUCGAGAAUGAGGACCUCACGUGCCUCCUCUUCUCGGGCGACAAUGUGAUUGCGUCGACCAAGAUGCCAGCGACGCUGCCGCGCGGCAAGACGAUCGCGUUUGCCAAGAUGCACAAGUGCGUUCUCUCAGGGAAGAACAUCUUGACAGACGUGCUCGUGAGUGAGUUGGGCACAAGCUCGAUCGAGCACUUGGAGAAGCUCGUCUCGGAAGUCUACCUCCCGCUCUUCUCCAACCCGAGCAACCAAGAGGGCUGGGGCGAGGUCGCGUCCAAAGAAGUCGUCGACAAGUUCCACUCGUACAUGGCGACUGUCUCGAUCAUUGCGGGCGCGACCAAGGGCGAGACGUGCCUCCCGCUACCGCCCGUCGAUGGGAACGCAGCCAAUCUCAAGAACAAGAUCUCGCUCCUCGAAGGCUCGAUCGUGACGUGGACCAAGCAGAUCAAGAACGUCCUCAAGCAAGACCCGGAAGAGCUCUUGAAGCAAGGCAUGAACCCGACGCCGGACGCCGAAAUUGAGUUUUGGAAGCUCAAGGCCGCGAAUCUCAACUCGAUUUUUGAGCAGCUCCAGAGCAAGCGCGUGCGCAAGAUUUUGACGGCGCUCGACCGGUCCAAGAGCACGUACUGCACCCCGUUCGCGCGGCUCUGCAAGGAGGUGUUCACCGCGCGCAUUGAGGCCAACGACAACACCAAGUACCUCCGGACGCUCGAGGAGUGGUUCCAUCACCUCAACAACGACGACGACUUUCUCAACUUGACCGAGCUCUUCAAGCCGAUGCUGCACAUCAUUUUGCUAAUUUGGAAAAACUCCAAGCACUACAACACACCGGCGCGGCUCGUUGUGCUCAUUCGCGAGAUCUGCAACUCGCUCAUCAACCAAGCGCGCGUGUACCUGAGCGGCGAGAUGAUCUUCGGCCUCAUCGACCAAGACUUGGCGGGCCAGGCCGUCGAGCAGCUCAAGACGACGCUGCAAGUGUGCUCGACGUUCAAAAGCACGUACUUUGACUACAAGGCGACCGCGAACGCCGAGUGUCCCUCGAACCCGUGGCGCAUCCAGAACAACGCGCUCUUUGUGCGGCUGGACUCGUUUCUCGAGCGCUGCCACGACAUUCUCGACUUGACGCAGACAAUCGUGCAGUUUACAAAGCUCUCCAAGAUGGAGGUCGGCGGUACAAAAGGCAAGACGCUGACCAUGAGCGUCCAGCAGAUCCACCACGACUUUACCGAGGCCGUCAACACGUUCAAGCGUGUCUCGAGUGACAUCAUGGACGUGGGGGCGACGAAGUUCGACGACAAUUUUUACGAGUUUCGGUGCAAAAUCAAGGAGCUCGAGCGCCGCCUCGGGUCGGUGCUCACCCAGGGCUUUGACGACUGCUCGACGGUCUUUGGUCGCUUCAAGCUCCUCGACUCGUUUGAAGGGCUUCUGAACCGACCGAUUAUCCAAGAUGAGCUCGAGAAGAAGCACGUGGCGCUCGUCCAGGCGUACGGAAUGGACCUCAAGCACGUACAGGAGCUCUUUUUGCACAGCCGGGACGCGCCACCGAUUUCGUGGAACUUGCCGCCGAUUGCCGGCGCGCUCACAUGGUGCCGCGGCCUCAUCGAACGCAUCGAGCACCCGAUGAAGAAACUCAAGGAGCUCAACCACAACGUCAUGGACCGCGAAGAAGCCAAAGAAGUCUACAAGGUCUACGGCACCGUCCUCGCGUCGCUCCAAGAGUACGAGAACCAAAAGGUGGAAGAGUGGAGUCGGGACGUUGAGGCGUCGUCGCAGGCCAAGCUCAAGCUCCCGAUCCUCGUGCGCAACCCCCACACGCGCAUCCUUCGCGUCAAUUUCGACCCGGCGCUCGAGAAGCUUUUGCGGGAAGUCAAGUACCUCCGGUGCCUCGGCUUGGACGUGCCGCAGUCGGCGCUCUCGAUCUCGCAAAAGGAGGAGACGUUCCGCAAGUACCGCGGCGACCUCAUGUACAUUGUCGAGCCAUACAACUCGAUGAUCGAGGGCUUACACGCCGUCGAAGAGCCGUUGGUGCGCAAACACAUUACCAACAUUGACGCGAGCGUCGGGCGCGGCAUCGAAGAUCUCAACUGGAAGAGCAACGGCAUCGAGACGUUCAUCGAAGACUGCCGCCGCUCCGUCGAAAGUGCCAACGAGGUGGUUACGAACCUCAAGGAGAGCCUCAGUACGAUCGAGCUGACGCUCACAAGCUGGAACCAGCCGCUUCUCGAGCGCCAAGCCAAGCCGAUCGCCGCCAACGAGCACGAGCGGUUGCACAAGAGCUCGAUUGCGCAGCGCACGCUCAAGAUCCGCGAAGGCGCGGCAGAGAUCCACAAGCGACUCAAGGCAUCAAAUGCGGGUAUUGUGGGCGUCAACUCGGCGCACUGGAAGGCAUAUGUCGACUACGUCAACAACAUUGUCGUCGGCGGCGUCGCCAAAGUCAUUUGCUCGAGCUUGGAGUUUUUGGCCAAGCAGCUCGAACCGAAUCAGACGCCCGCGACGCAGAUUGUGAAAGAAGAUGAGAAGAAGGGCGCGAAAGAAGGCAAGGACAGCAAGGACAGCACUGCGUCGCGGCUCCCGAUGCUCGAGAUCAAGCUCGACUUGAUUUCAAACCGCGUCCAGUUCAACCCGUGUCUGACGGAGAACAACGGCAAGGGUCUCCGCGACACGAUUCAAAUGUGGAUCAACUCGUUCUUCAACGUCGCGACCGCCGUGAAGCGCCUCGACUCGGACGGCGGCGGCACGUACCUCAAGGAGAUGCACUCGGACAUGAACAUUUGCAUGCAGCUCGCGAUCAUUUCCGAGUACCUCACCGAGAAUGAGAACCAGCUCAACGCGUUCAAGAAGAAGUACGACAACUACGCGUACCUCUGGGAGUCGAGCAUGGACGACGUGUUUGCGGCGUUCCUCGAAGGCGCGCAGUACGUCUCGGCGCAUGGCGCGACGAUGCUCAACCUCGAAAAGUUCAACGAAGAAAUCACCAAGUACUCGCGCGUCGCCAACGAGAUUGCAAACCUCGCGACGCCGACCGACGUGGGCUGGCUGCGCGUCAACUCGCAGCCGAUCAAAACCGCCAUGGUCACGUGGGUGAGCAAGUGGGUCUACCAGUACACGACGUACCUCUACAAGCACGUCGUGACGAAGCUCAGCUCGCUGCACAAGUUUAUGGAGGUUGUGCUCAAGGGCCUCGAGGAGGAAGUCGUCGAUAAGAACAAGGAGGCGCUCAUGCGCGUCAUGACGCACAUUCGCGACGUGCGCAAGCAGAUCGACGCGACCAACGAGAUGUUUGACCCGCUCCGGCAAGCAGUGCACCUUCUCAAGACCCACGGCGUCAACAUUGACGACACCAAGAUCGCGGACCAGACGAUCCAAGACUACCUCGAGGCUGCGCCAUUGCAGUGGGAAGGCAUUGUCAACAAGACGUUCAAGAAGAAGGAGGAGAUCAUGCCGCUCCAGAUCUCCGAGUGCGACAGCAUCAAGGUCGCGCUCGACGAGUUUUACAAGGACAUGCGCAAGUUCCGCAACGAUUUUCGCGCGAACGCGCCGUUUACGUUUGCGGGUCAGCCCGAAGAGGCGUACAAGAUGGUGGACGACUACGCCGUGCGCCUCGCCGAGCGUAUCAAGCAAGCCAAGCAGUUCAACGAGCUGGAGGAGCUCUUUGAGCUCCAAGUGUCCAAGUACCAAGAGACGACCGACACGCUGUAUGAGCUCCAGCAGCUCAAAAAGGUCUGGGACAUGAAGGACAUGGUGCUGCACACGUUCUCCGAGUGGAAGAAGGCGCUGUGGGUCAAGAUCGACACCGAGUCGAUGGAAGCGUACACGCGCAACGUCACAAAGCAGAUGAAGGCCGAGAGCAACGAGAACCAAAUCAUCAAGCAGUGGCAGACGUACAAGGACACGGAGCAAAUGGUCAAGAACAUGGCGACGAUUCUGCCGCUCAUCAACGAUUUGCACUCGGAAGCGAUGCAAGAUCGGCACUGGAAAGCGCUCUCGUCGCUCUGCAAGGUCAAGGCGAUUGACCCCAAGGACCCAAAGUUCAGCUUUGCCGACUUGCUCAAGCUCGAGCUGCAUUUGCACGUCGACGACGUCGGGGAGAUUGUCGAGACGGCCAACAAGGAGCAAAAGAUCGAGAAGAAACUCACGCUCAUCGAAGACCUCUGGCGCCGCCUCACGCUCGACUACGUGCCGCACAAGGACUCGGGCACGUUUGUCAUCAAGCCGUCCGAAGAGGUGGUCGAAAGCCUCGAGAGCAACCAGCUCGAGCUGCAGACGAUGGUGGGCAUGGGCAAAUUCGUCGACUUCUUCAAAGACCGCGUCUUGACGAGCCAGAAGAGCCUCGGCCACGUCGAAGAAGUCUUGAAGGAGUGGGUGAGCGUCUCCAAGCAGUGGGCGUCACUCGAAAGCAUCUUCUUGAGCUCGCCUGAUAUCCGCAACCAGCUCCCAGACGACACGCGGACGUUCGAGUCGAUCGACUCAAACUUCAAGGACCUCAUGAAGAAUGCGAUUCUCGAACCCAACGUCGUGAACGCGUGCUCGGUCGAGAACCGGCUCGAGAGCUUAAAGGAGAUGACGGCGAUGCUCGAGAAGUGCCAAAAGUCGCUCAACGAGUACCUCGACAAGAAGAAGAAGAUCUACCCGCGCUUCUACUUUGUGUCCAACGUUGCGCUCCUCGACAUUUUAUCCAACGGCAACAACCCCAAGAAGAUCAUGCCGUUCUUGGGCGACUGCUACGACUCGCUCAACAACCUCAUCUUUGAGGAUGGCAGCCAAAACACGGCCCAUACAAUGAUCGCCAAGGACAAGGAGCACGUCAAACUGCCCAAGAUCUUUGUCAUGGCGGGUGCCGUCGAGAGCUGGCUCAACGAACUCACGGAAGCCAUGCGCUACUGCAUCAAGAAGGAAAUGCACGAUUCGAUCGAGACGGCGGCCAAUUGGGACGUCGAGAAGCCCCGGCACCUCUGGCUUUUCGACUACUCGGCUCAAGUCGUGCUCAACUCGACGCAAAUUUACUGGACGGAAGAAACCGAGAUGGCGCUCGAAGAGUUUGAGAACGGCCAAGAAGACUCGGUGAAGCGGUACCUCGCCCUGUGCAACCAGCGCCUGGAACAGCUCAUCAAUUUGGUGCUGGGCGAGCUCACGAAAAGCGAUCGGUGCAAGAUCAUUGCACUCAUUACGCUCGACGUGCACUCGCGCGACGUGGUGAAAAAGCUCGUGGAUGAAAAAGUCGAGGGGCCGCUGAGUUUCCUCUGGCAGCAGCAACUGCGCUUCAUUUGGCGCCAAGAGACCAUGGACGUCGACAUUCGCAUCACCGACUUCCGCUCGAAAUACUCGUACGAGUGGAUUGGGAACACGGGUCGCCUCGUCAUUACACCGCUCACGGAUCGGUGCUACAUUACGUUGACGAUGGCGCUGCGGCUCUUCCUCGGGGGGGCGCCCGCGGGCCCCGCCGGGACGGGCAAAACGGAGACGACAAAGGAUCUCGCGCGCGCCAUGGCGCUCUGCUGCUACGUCUUCAACUGCUCAGACCAGAUGAACUACCAAACAAUGGCCGACAUCUUUCGGGGUCUAUGUCAAACGGGCACGUGGGGCUGCUUUGACGAGUUCAACCGCAUCAACAUUGAAGUGCUCUCCGUCGUCGCGACCCAAGUCAAGUGCGUGCAGGACGCGAUCGUUCUCAACGCCGUACCCGCGAACCGUGAAGAAAAGUACCGGCACAUUGCCGCGGGGACGCCGCCCGUCGUCGUCGGCGAGUUUGAGUUUAUGGGCGCGUCCGACCGCAUUACGCUCAUUCCUACGUGCGGCUUCUUCAUCACGAUGAACCCGGGGUACGCCGGCCGCACCGAGCUGCCCGAGAACCUCAAGGUGCUCUUCCGGUCGUGCGCCAUGAUUCGCCCCGAUCUGCGCCCGAUUUGCGAAAACAUGCUCAUGUCGGAAGGCUUUCAGCAAGCGCGGACGCUCGCAAUCAAGUUUGUGACACUCUACCAGCUCAGUUCCGAACUUCUCUCCAAGCAGUUUCACUACGAUUGGGGGCUUCGCGCAGUCAAGUCGGUCUUGCGUGUCGCCGGUAUCCUCAAGCGUGCCGAGCCCGAGGUCGAAGAAGACAAGGUGCUCAUGCGCGCACUCCGUGAUUUCAACACGCCCAAGAUUCCGCAGCUCGACACGCCGAUUUUCCUGCGUCUUAUCAACGAUCUCUUUAUCGGCGUCGAAGUCAACCCGAAAGUGAACCUCGAGCUCCGUGACAAGACGGUCGUUGUCUGCAAGGCCAACAACCUCCAGCACGACGAGUCGUUCAUUCUCAAAGUCUGCCAGCUCCAAGAACUCAUUGACGUCCGGCACUCGGUGAUGCUUCUCGGCAGCGCGGGCUCGGCGAAAACAACGACUUGGCAAACGCUUGCCAAGUGCUGGAACCUCAACAAGGAAAAGAAGGUCUGCGUCUACGAGACGCUCAACCCAAAGGCCGUCACGUCCGACGAGCUCUACGGCUACAUGACGCUCUCGAAAGACUGGAAGGACGGUGUCAUCUCGAUCAUCAUGCGCGGUAUGUCGAAAAACUACGCCGAGCAAGGGUUUUACGAGAGCCAAAUGUACAAGUGGGUCGUCCUCGACGGCGACAUUGAUGCCGUCUGGAUCGAGAGCAUGAACACAGUCAUGGACGACAACAAGGUGCUCACGCUCGUCUCGAACGAGCGCAUUCCGCUCUCGGAGGCGAUGCGCAUGUUUUUCGAGAUCAACUCGCUCAAGAACGCGACGCCCGCGACCGUCUCCCGCGCCGGUAUCCUCUUCAUCAACGAGUACGACAUUGGGUGGCGGCCGUUCAUGGAGUCGUGGGUCGCCCGGCGCGACGAAGAGAUCGAGCGCACGUACCUCCCGGGCAUGUUUGACAAGUACAUUGAGGCGACGCUCGAGAUGACACGCAAAGGCUUCAAGCAAGUGUCGUCGGUCCGUAUCAUCAACCAAGUGAGCACGAUCUGCUACCUCCUCGAAGGCCUCUUUGCGGAAAUCCCGGCCGAGAAGAAGACGCAAGAGGUCAUCGAGUGCAUCUUUGUGUUUUGCGCGACGUGGGCGUUUGGCGGUCCGUUCAUCGUCGACAAGAGCGUCGACUACCGCAAGAACUUUAACGAGCUCUGGAACGCGACGUUCACUGCGGUCAAGUACCCGAAAGAAGGCACGUGCUUCGACUACUUUUACAACAUUGAGACCAACGAGUUUGAGCACUGGAGCAGCCGCGUACCCAAGUAUGCGCCGACGCCGAUCGGCAACGCAAUCUCGGACACGCCGUUCUCGACGAUCGUCAUCAGCACCAUCGACUCGGUGCGGCUCACGCGCCUCGUGGAGAUUCUCGUCAACCGGCAGCGACCCGUGCUGCUUGUGGGCGGCGCCGGCACGGGCAAGACCACGAUUCUCAAGACGUUUUGCCGCAGCCUCGACGAAGACAUGCUGCACGCGUGCAUCAACAUGAACUACUACACGGACUCGUUCAAGCUCCAGCAACAGCUCGAGCAAGUGAUCGACAAGCGGUCGGGGCGCAUGUUUGGUCCGCCCGCGACCAAGAAGCUCAUCUACUUUAUCGACGAUCUCAACUUGCCGUACAUUGAGACGUACGGUACGCAGAACGCACUGGCGCUUAUGCGCCAGCACAUGGACUACCGCACGAUCUUUGACCGGAUCGACCUCGGGUUCCGAAAGGAGAUUGUUGACGUCCAGUACCUCUCGGCGAUGAACCCGACGGCCGGGUCGUUCAUCAUCGACGAGCGUCUCCAGCGCCAUUACGCGCUCUUUGCGUGCAUGAUGCCGAGCAAGGAAGACCUCAAGACGAUCUACAAUUCAAUUCUCAAGGGGCAUCUCGGCUUUGGCUUUUCAAACGCUGUCGUGAACGCGAGCGAGGUCUUUGUCGCGCUGAGUAUUGCGGCCCACGAAGACAUUGCCAACAAGUUUUUGCCGUCCGCGACCAAGUUUGUCUACAACUGGAACAUGCGCGAGCUCAGCAACGUCGUGCAAGGCCUCACGCGGUCAAAAGGCGACUUUUACCCGACCGUCGAGUCGUUUGCGCGCCUUUGGAUCCACGAAACCACGCGCGUCUUUUGCGAUCGCAUGAUCAACAACGAAGACGUCGACAAGUUUACCGAUCGGAUGCGCGAAAUCUCCAAGAAAUUUCUGCCCGAUGUCGACCAAGAAAAACUCUUCCCCAAGCCGUCCACUGGCGAAGACGAAGAGCCCGGCACGAUUGUCAAUAUCUACACGACGUUUGCGGUGCCAGUCGCCGGCGCCGACUCGGUGUAUUUGCCUGUCGCGGGCAUGAAGCAGCUCAACAAGGUACUCACGGACCAGCUCGACGACUACAACUCCAAGUACUCGAUGAUGAACCUCGAGCUUUUCGGAAACGCGAUGGAGCACGUGACGCGCAUCUGCCGCAUCAUUGGCAACCCCGGCGGUAACGCCAUGCUCAUCGGUGUCGGCGGGUCCGGGAAGCAGUCGCUCUCGCGCCUCGCGUCGCACAUUUGCGGCUUUGACGUGCGCCAGCUCAGCGUCACGAGCAACUUCAAGAUUGACGAUUUGAAAGAAAGCCUUCAAGAGAUGUUCAAGACGUCGGGCGUCCAAGGCAUUCCGCUCGUGUUUUUGAUCACAGACUCGCAAAUUGUCAACGAGCGCUUCCUCGUCUUCAUCAACGACAUGCUGAGCUCGGGCUGGAUCCCCGAUUUGUUUGCAAAAGAAGACGUCGACGUGCUCUUGGCCGGUCUCCGAAACGAAGCCAAGGCCCAAGGUGUGCCCGACACGCCCGAUACGCUCAUGGACUUUUUGCUGCUGCGGAUUCGCUCCAACUUUCGCAUCAUCAUGUGCUUCUCGCCGGUCGGCGCCGUCUUCCGAGUCCGCGCCCGGCGCUUCCCCGGUCUCGUCAACUGCACGGUCAUUGAUUGGUUCCACCCGUGGCCCCGGGACGCGCUCGUGCGCGUGGCCACGAGCUUCUUGGAGAAGGUCGAGGACCUCGGCGACAAGGCGCUCAAGAAGAGCCUCGCCAACCACAUGGCCGACGUGCACAUUUCCGUGACCGACAUGAGUAAAAAGUACUUUGAGACGCAGCGCCGGUUCAACUACGUGACGCCCAAGAGUUUUCUCGAGCUCAUUUCGUUCUACGAAGUGCUUCUUGGCCAAAAGAAGGCCGAGAUCCAGCGCCAAAUCACACGCCUCGACGACGGGCUGAGUACGCUGCGCAAGACGUCGGCGGACGUGGCCGAGCUCCAAAUCGACUUAAAGAAUACGAUGCAAGUCGUGGCCGAGAAGCAAGCGUCAACCGACGUCCUUCUCGAACAAAUGGGCCGCGAGAAGGCAGGCGCCGAAGUCCAGCAAGAGAACGCCAACAAGGAAAAAGCCAAGGCCGAGAAGGCGUCCGCGUCGGCGCAGGAGCUCGCGCAAGAGGCGGAGAAGGAGCUGUCGCAGGCCAAGCCGGCCAUGGACGCUGCGGCCGCUGCCGUCGACUGUCUCUCCAAGGCAGCGAUCACGGAACUCAAGUCGCUGCCCAAGCCGCCGGCCGGUGUCGAUCUCGUCACCAAGGCGUGUCUCAUUCUCGUUGAGAAAGAGUACAAAAACCAUAAGUGGGACCGCGCCAAGAAGAUGAUGAACAACGUCGGUCAGUUUCUCGACUCGCUCAAGGUGUUUCGCGGCGAAGACAUUCCGGAAGCGGACGUUGCGCGUCUCGAGCCCCUCAUUGCCGACCCCGAGUUUACGACCGAGAAGAUGCUUUCCAAGUCGGCGGCCGCGGCCAACCUCUGCUCGUGGGUCGUCAAUAUCUACACGUUCAACCGCAUUUACGUGCGCGUCAAGCCGCUCAUGGACUCGCUCGAAGCGUCGAAAAAGAAGAAAGAAGAGGCCGAAGAGACACUCGCCAAGGCCAUGGCGCAGGUCGCCGAAGUCCAAAAGCGCCUCGAGCAACUCGAAGACACGCUGCGCUUGGCGACCGAAGAGAAGCUGCGCGUCGAGCAAAUGAAGCAAAACUGCGAGAACCGACUGCAACUCGCGGGGAAGCUCGUGAACGGCCUCGCAAGUGAAAACGAGCGCUGGGGCAUUGAGAUUGAGCAGCUCAAAGCCAACGGCGUCAUGGUCGUCGGCAACUCGCUUCUCGCGGCGGCGUUCGUCUCGUACAUUGGCGCGUUUGACCAGCAGUUUCGACGCGAGCUGUGGCAGACCCUCUGGGUGCCCGAUCUGAUCGCCAAAGCCAUCCCGAUCACGGACGGCAUUGACCCGCUCCAGAUGCUGACGACCGAAGGCAAGAACGCCAAAAUGCUCAGCGAGGGCCUCCCCGCCGAUCGCAUUUCGAUUGAGAACGGGUCCAUUAUCACCAACUGCACGCGCUGGCCGCUCAUCAUCGACCCGCAGCUGCAAGGCAUCAAGUGGCUGCGUGAAAAGGAGAAGGCGCGCGAGCUGGUCGUGAUCCAGCUGACGCAGAACCAAUGGCUGCGCAAGAUGGAGACAGCGAUCGUCAACGGCCACGUCGUGAUUGUCGAAAACAUUGGCGAAGAAAUCGACGCGACGCUCGACCCGGUGCUGGCGCGCGCUGUGUACAAGAAAGGCUCGAGCGCGUCACUGUACCUAAAGUUCUCGGGCGAAGAAGUGCAGUACGACCCGAGUUUCUUUAUGUACCUCCAGACGAAGCUAUCCAACCCGCACUACAAGCCCGAGAUUGCGGCGCAGUGUACGCUCAUCAACUUUAUUGCGACCGAGUCGGGCUUGGAAGACCAGCUACUGGAGAAAGCUGUCAACAAGGAGCAGCCCGAGCUCGAGAAGCAAAAGCAAGAGCUCGUCUUGGCCUUUCAGAAAUUCAAAAUCGAUUUGGUCGAGCUUGAGGACCAGCUGCUCGAACGCUUGGCGAAUGCGCCGGACGAUAUCUUGUCGGACGUGCCCCUCAUCGAGUCGCUCGAAGAGACCAAGAAGAAGGCGACCGACAUUGCGAUUUCUGUCAAGAAGAACCAAGAGACGGAGAUCAUCAUCAACAACACGCGUGAACUCUACCGACCCGUGGCGGCCGAAGGCGCGAUGCUCUACUUCUUGCUCACGACGCUUAGCGCCAUCGACCACAUGUACCGUUAUUCGCUCGACUCGUUCAUCACGUUCUUCUACGCGUCGAUUGAUCGCGCGCCGAGCGCCGAGAAGCAAGCCGAGCGCGUGCUGAAUUUGCGCGAGUCGCUUCGGAUCACGGUCUUUACGUGGGUCUCGCGCGGCCUCUUCGAGUCGCACAAGCUCAUCUUCCUCUCGCAGCUCACGUUCAACCUCAUGAAGCGCGGCAUUCUCGGCGAAGACGUCCGCAUCGCCGACACGUACAUGCAAUUCCUGCUUCGAGGGCCGAAGAAGACGGCGUCCGGCGACGCCGAUGCCAACCCCAUCGAUUGGCUACCCAACGCGCAGUGGUACGCGAUCCAAGCGCUCUCGACGCUCGAGGAGUUCAACAAGAUGCCCCAAGACCUCCGAGAGGCGUCGUCGCGCUUCCGUGAAUGGUACAACCACGUGACGCCCGAGAGUGAAAAGCUGCCGCUGGACUGGGCCGGCCUCGACCGCACGCCGUUCCUCAAGCUCCUAGUCGUGCGGUGCCUCCGACCCGAUCGCAUGACGGUCGCCGUGUCGGAGUUUAUUCGGCACGUCUUGCCCAAUGGCGCCAUGUACUGCGACUGCGACUCGGCGCUCAACUCGACGCAGGUCAUGGACAACUCGUACUUGGACUCGACGCCGACAACACCGCUCUACUUUAUCUUGUCGCCCGGCGCCGACGUUGUCGCGGGCCUUGACAAGCUCGCAAUCAAGUAUGGCUUUGAGCGCGGUGUCUCGUACCACAACGUGUCCAUGGGCCAAGGCCAAGAUGUGUUUGCGAUGGACCGCCUCGAAGUCGCGCACCGCAACGGGCACUGGGUCAUCCUCAACAACAUCCACCUCAUGCCGCGCUGGCUCAUUACGCUCGAGAAGAAGCUCGACGAGUUUGCGUUGGAGGGUUCGCACAAGAACUUUCGGCUCUUUCUGACGUCCGACCCGUCGAAUGCGAUUCCGAUUGGCGUUCUCAACCGCUGCAUCAAGCUCACAAACGAGCCCCCGAGCGGCUUGAAAGCGAAUUUGAAGCGGGCGUUUGUGAGCUUUCCGAAAGAGUACAUUGAAGAAGCCGAAGGCAAAGUCAAGUCAAUUCUCUUUGGCUUGUGCCACUUUCAUGCUGUCAUGAUGGAGCGCAAGAUGUACGGCCCGCUCGGCUUCAACAUGAUGUACCCGUUCUCGCUCGGCGAUCUCCGCGACUCGGCCAUUUGCCUCAACAACUACCUCGAGAAUUCGGGCGGCGGCAAGAUUCCGUGGGCCGAUCUCAAGUACAUUUUCGGCGAAAUCAUGUACGGCGGCCACAUUGUCAACGACUUUGACCGGCUCCUCGCCAACACGUACCUCGACUUUUACAUGCGCGACGAGCUCCUCGAUGAAAUGGAGAUGUUCCCGUUCGUCGGCGACGAGAAGGGCCCGUCGUUCAUGUCGAUUGCGCCGUCGUCGUACGACAAGUACCUCGAGCACAUUGAGACCGAGCUCAAGUCGGACUCGCCGCUCGCGUUUGGCUUGCACCCGAACGCCGAGAUCGACUUUCGUACGACCCAGUCGGAGAGUCUCUUUCGAACGCUCAUGGAGCUCCAGCCGCGCGACGCAGCCUCGGGCGACGCGGCCUCGAGCCCGAUGGAGAUUGCGCGGUUGGCGCUCGAGACGAUCAUGGGCCGCAUUGGCGAAAAGAAGUUUGAAGUCGACGACAUUGCCCGGUCGCUCGAAGAGAUUGGGCCGUACCAAAACGUGUUUAUCCAAGAGUGCGACGCGAUCAACGUGCUUUUGCAGGAGAUCGCGCGGUCGCUCAACGAGCUCCAGCUCGGGUUCCUUGGUGAACUCACCAUGUCGGAUGCCAUGGAAGCGGUCCAAGAAGCCCUCUUCCUCGACCGCGUGCCAAAAACGUGGGAAAAGCUCGCGUUCCCGAGCGCGCGCAUGCUCGCGAGCUGGCUCCUCAACCUCGAACAGCGAUUGGCACAGCUCGACGAGUGGACGCAAAACCCGAGUGACAUUCCGCGCGUCACGUGGCUUUCGGGCAUGAUCAACCCGCAGUCGUUCUUGACGGCCAUCAUGCAAGUGACGGCGCAGCGCAGCCAACUGGAGCUCGAUAAGCUCGUGAUCCAAACCGACGUGCUCAAGCGCAAGUUCAACGAAGUCGACGCGCCGUCGCGCGAUGGCGCGUACAUCCACGGGCUCUUCCUCAUGGGCGCGCGCUGGGACUCGAACAACUCGACCGUCGACAAGAGUAUGCCGAAGGAGAUGUUUUGCUCGAUGCCAGUCAUCAACUGCAAGGCGAUCCAGUCCGACAAGCUCGAUCUCAAGGGCUCGUUCAUUUGUCCGUGCUACAAGACCGAAUUCCGAGGACCCACGUACGUCUUCUCGGCGCAGCUCAAGACCAAGUCGCCGCCCGCGCGCUGGGUCUUGGCCGGUGUCGCCCUCAUCAUGGACGUCCCCGUCGUAUGAGCGUCUUUCUCUAUAUGCAAUAGUGCUAGAGUAACUACAGAAACAACCCGUGUACAAACA